CUUCCAAUCCCACAAAAGAAAAGAGAAGCAAGUCAAAAUGGCUAACUUUGCUCCGGGAAAUGCCGGCGGUCAGUUCCGAGAUUUUCCGGCGAUUAAUACGUACGGUGGUCGAUUUAUUCAGUAUAGUAUUUUUGGAAACUUAUUUGAGAUAACGUCUAAAUAUCGGCCACCGAUCAUGCCGAUUGGUCGUGGAGCCUACGGCAUCGUUUGCUCGGUGUUGAAUACGGAGACGAAUGAAAUGGUAGCGGUAAAGAAAAUAGCCAACGCUUUCGAUAAUCACAUGGACGCUAAGCGUACGCUUCGUGAGAUUAAGCUCCUCCGACAUUUGGAUCACGAAAACGUAAUUGCAAUAAGAGAUGUGAUUCCUCCUCCUAUGCGUAGAGAUUUUGCUGAUGUCUACAUUGCCUUAGAGCUUAUGGAUACCGAUCUUCACCAAAUCAUUCGCUCCAAUCAGAGUUUAUCCGAGGAGCAUUGUCAGUAUUUCUUAUAUCAGAUUCUUCGAGGACUGAAGUACAUUCAUUCUGCAAACGUGAUUCACAGAGAUCUGAAACCCGGCAACCUCUUGCUCAAUGCUAACUGUGAUCUUAAGAUUUGUGAUUUUGGUCUGGCUCGACCUACAGCUGAGAAUGAGUUCAUGACGGAAUAUGUUGUCACAAGAUGGUAUAGGGCGCCUGAGCUAUUGCUGAACUCUUCGGACUACACAGCCGCCAUAGAUGUGUGGUCAGUUGGUUGCAUUUUCAUGGAGCUCAUGAAUAGAAAGCCUUUGUUUCCUGGAAAGGAUCAUGUACAUCAGAUGCGUUUGUUGACCGAGCUACUUGGCACACCAACUGAAACAGAUCUUGGGUUUCUUCGAAAUGAGGACGCAAGACGAUACAUCAGGCAGCUUCCUGCACAUCCUCGCCAACCGCUAGUAAAUGUUUUCCCACAUGUUAAUAGAUCGGCACUUGAUCUUAUUGACAGAAUGCUGACAUUUGAUCCCACCAGAAGAAUCACCGUUGAAGAGGCAUUGGGCCAUCCUUAUCUUGAAAAACUACACGAUAUAACCGACGAACCCGUCUGCCCCGUACCUUUUAAUUUCGACUUUGAGCACCAAUGGUUGGGAGAAGAGCAGGUGAAGGACAUGAUUUACAAGGAGACAUUAGCUCUGAAUCCAGAUUAUGCUCCAUCAUAAAAAUCUUCUAAAUGCGCCAGUCCGAGUUAUCUUUGAUGUAAAAGUUUGCGGUGAAUGCUUUUAUUUUUGCUGUAUAUGGUUUACUGUAACAAAGGCAAGAGAUCAAUCCAGUUGUAACAAAUAUCGAGUUGUAACACGGGCUGUAAUUAUGUAAAUGAGACGAGACAGAUCUCGAGUUAUUUGA
Hibiscus syriacus is the source of this 1355-nucleotide messenger RNA. RefSeq names its product mitogen-activated protein kinase 3-like. Gene Ontology annotation, cellular component: cytoplasm; nucleus. The transcript has 7 exons. The coding region runs from base 38 to 1171 and encodes 377 amino acids. Lineage: Eukaryota; Viridiplantae; Streptophyta; Magnoliopsida; Malvales; Malvaceae. Gene Ontology annotation, biological process: protein phosphorylation; intracellular signal transduction. The record is from RefSeq and is a predicted model, not a curated record. Gene Ontology annotation, molecular function: MAP kinase activity; ATP binding.